AUGACUGUUGAUGACUCUUGGUCUGAAACUCAGAUCAAUGAAAUUCAAUGUGGAAGAUCCAAGCUAGAAAAUGUACUUGAAUUACCUCAAAGAAUAAAGGGAUUUCAAACAUCUGUAGAAUCAGAUGCAAAUACGACUAUAGUAGUAGAUAACUUUGGACUCAUAAAUGUUCAGUCACCCUUUUCAAGGGUAUACUAUGAUAAUAUUACGAGGGAGAAUUUAAAUGCAAAUUUGUAUAGUACACUGGGAGACAUUUUAGAAGCGUGGUAUCACUUAAGUACUCAAACGAAUCUGCAAAAUAUGGCAAUUUUGAUGAAGAAGGUGAAUAUAUAUAUAGGAAGGCAAGGGAUGUGUAAUUUAUUACCCGUAAGUAUUCAAUUUCAACGUUUUUUAACAGGCUAUGAUAAUCCUAAGAUUGUACACCUACACUUUACGUACUUGAACUCUUGUCUUGCACUCUCAAGUGGUCCAAUAUCUUUUUCAUCACUAAUUACAUUGGUAUUUGGGAGUCAAGAUAGUUCAAUAUCUCAUGAAUUGUAUAGCUUGUCAAUACAUGAUAUUCAACCCUUAUUAUUAAUGCUUUCAUCUCAUUAUUUAUCUAUAAAUUGGAAUUUCGUCUAUGAAUCUAUUCCAGGUUUAUCGAGAAUACAGAAAAAUUAUAUAAAUAGUUCACAAAUACACAAAAAUCAAGAAAACUUUAAUUCAACAGAACUAUACUCUCUGCAUACUCCAAAAUACUCUAUACAUUUGAGUUCUUAUUGGAUAUUACGUGACUGCAUCUUUUUGGUUUUUGCUCAAAUAUAUCAAAAUAGUGUUAAGAAUUUUUAUGAUGAUUUUUCAAAGACUCUUUGUAGUUUAUUUAAGGAUUUAACACAUCAGAAGACACUUUUACUGGUAGGGCCUAAGCUAUCUCAUUUACCGAAUACAAAUAAAUGUUUAUAUCCUGAAGAACAAUGUUGUAUUACUUCUACUAUCCCUAUAUUAGAGGUCUUUAUACAAUUUCUCAAGUUAUCUUUAGAUUCAAAUUCAUUUAUAAAAUUAAUUUUGGCUAGAUUACUAGGUACACAAGCAGAAGAGGAAACUGAGGAGACUAAGCUCAAUAAAUUUAGUCGGAAUACCAGAAAUUUGCACUCUCUAGGAAGGUACCAAAUCUCAGUUCUCAAUAUUUUACAGCAAGUACCUAGCUUUAAUGAUUGUAUAAAUUUUUUGACUAGAGGUAACGAGUUUUUAUUGGUCUAUCCAUUGCCUUCACUGUUAAGAAGAUUCAGAUAUUACAUUCGAAAUAGAAAGAAAUUGAGAUUGGAAAAAGAAAAUAUUCACACUAAUUCUAUGAAUCAAAGUAUUCAAGAGGAUCUAUUACGUGGUUAUUUCCCUAGAGUUAUGCUAAGAUUGUCUCUUGAUAAAGCAAAUUUAGUUUGGGAAUUUGUCUCGGAUCAAACCCAUAGGAAUUCAAAUAUACUUGAUACUAAUAAAUCCUCUAAAGGUUCUAGAUGGUCUGAUAUCUGGUCUAAAAUAGCUCGAAGAAGACUUGUAAAGCAUAAGAUUCCAAUGGGAAAUAUCACAUUUUCCUAUAUAGGGUAUCCUGUCUUUCCAGACAACUUACCUUUACCUAGUCCAUUUUCAUCUUCAUCAUGUUUCUGCUGCAGUAGAAAUAAACUGGAUGAGACAACUCUUUUCUUUCGUACAAUGACUAUUCGAUCAAAAGAUACAACAUUUAGAUUUCUUUCAACAGAUAUUCCUACUUUAUGUCUUAAGUUCUGGAUUGCAACUAUUGAACAGUUGUCCUUGUAUGAAAAAGUAAAGAAAUCUGUAGAACUUAAAUUAUCUUGUAAAGGGCCAUUGGAAUCAUCUAAAAAAGACUGGAAUAAUAGAAUUUUAGAAAAUAAACAAAUAGAAACAUAUUCAAUUUUCAAUAGAACCUAUUCAAAUUCAAAUGCUGAUUUAACACAUAAUUUAAAUAUAAAUAGAUUAACCUUUGAGCAAAAUAGAGAUGAUUUCGAAGUAUUAGCAAAUAUAGAUAAUGAGAAAUUAUCAAAAUCUAAAAAUUCAAGGGAUUCUUUAAGUUACACUAGUACACUUCAAGAUACCCAAAGUAAUUUAAAUGACCUAACUUCUAACUUUACAAAUUUACAGGAGAAAAAAAGGAAAUCUUUAGCUUUCUCCUUAGACUCUAAUGCAAACUCUAUAGAUAGAGAACACCUUGCAUGCCAUAAUAUUCGAAAUUCAUCUGAAUAUUCAAAAUUCCUGGAUGAAGUCCAAAAUUGGUCAAAUUUAUUGAGUACUUCUCAAGUAAUACAGCGAUGGUAUGAAGAUAUCCUACCAAAUUGGGGUGCACAUUGGAACUGUGGUUCAAUACCUGUUUCAAUUCAAGAUAAAUCUACACAUCUUCAAUCCACAAAUCGCAUAAAAUAUUACCAAACUUAUUUUAAAUACUUUGUAAAGAGAUAUGUUAAAAUAUCUACGGGAGAAAUUUCAAUAGAUCACUUGAUGCAAUGGUUCUUUGGGUUACACUGGUUAAAUCAAAAUACUAAUCUCCAUACUUUUGGAGUUAGAUCUAAAACUAUGGGGUUAAAAACUUUGUCAAACUGGAAGGCUCAAAUGAGUGACAAUCACCAUGCCAGUAAUUCCUGGCAUUAUUUCUUGUAUAAUACAAUUGGCAAUAUGUAUCCUUUAUAUUCUCUACCUAUAGUUGACCGUGGAGUUCGUUUUGAUGCUCCUAACUCACUUUUACUAAUAAAUUUAUGGAAUAUAGGUAUUCCGUGGAAUUUAAGACAUAAGAUCUGGCCUAUUGCUCUCAAUGACUACAGAAAGAUAACUCCAGAACUAUUUUAUAUUUGGCACUUAGAAGCUAUCUUUAAUUUAAAGGAUGCAAAAGGUGAUAAUAGGAUAGCCAGUAUAUUAAUGAGAUAUGCCGUGGAAAUACAUAAUAUAUUUUACAAACAUUAUGACGAGGAAACUUGGUAUUCUACUUCCUCUUUUGCUUGGCUCUUUUGUAAAACUUGUGGAUUUGGUCAACAUUGGGAUGGCAUAUUAGAAUGUGAUGAUCAAAUAAAUACAAAUACUUUAAUUGAAAGCGAGGAAUACUUUAUAAGCCGCGAUUUUGUAUCAGUGGUUGGCUUGAAUACUGAAAAUCGUAAUUCAGUAGAGCUUGGUAAUAAGAACUUUUUUAAAGAUGUAGAUACUCAAACUUCAAGAGUAGACAACUCAAAAAUCUUUCCUGGUACCCACUUUAUAUCUACAAAUGCUCCAACUCCAUCUGGUCCUUCUAUUGGAUUUUCUUCACUCGAGACUUUAACAUUAACUAGAUUUAUCCAAUCACAUGGAACUCCUCGAAUGAGCAACCUGGAAACAAGUAUAACUAAUUCUACUGAUGCAGAUGUCAAAGUCCACUCAUUUCUUGAUGAAAAUCCUUUAAAACAAACAUGUACUAUUGCAAAAGGUAUUUUAGAUAUAUUAGGAGCCUUGUUAGCCCAUUCACCAAAUUUAGGAUUUCAGCCAAACCUGAUCAAGUAUAUAGCAAUACUUUUCAUCUAUAUGGAUACUCCAAAUGUCUUUAAAUGUAUUUUGAAUUUAAUGGGAUCUAAUAGUUAUCUUAUUGGAUCACAAAGUAUCUACUGUCAUUCAAAUGAGCAAGAAAAUACAUCUAAAAAUCCUCAACCCUACGUAGAAAACCUAUCAACUAAUGCUGAUUAUAUACAUACCUACAAAUCUAUGAGUUGCUUUACUUCUAGGACAGAUACAGAAUGGUUACUAAUUUGCCAUACAUUCCAGAGUUGCGUCUAUGUAACAUUCCCCCAAUUGUAUCAACAUCUAAUUUACACACUCGAUAUACCGUUUGAAAGCUUUGUCAUUACCUGGUUUCGAUCAAUCUUUAUGGAUAUUCUUCCGUUAUCUACAGUUCUAGUAGUCUGGGACAAUUUCUUACUUUUUGGUCUUCCCUUUCUAUUUCAAACUGGACUUACUAUUUUAAAAGUUAAUCAGGCAGAAAUUUUGAGAUGUAGUAAUUCAUUACAUGCACUUCAUGCAUUAUUAUGUGUAUCUAAAGACAGAUUCAAAAUAAACCCCCAAGUUUUUGUAGAAGCUCUAAAUCAAGUAAGAAGAAUAUGUGAUAUUUCCUAUAUAUUAUCUAUAAUUUCGCAGUUCAACUUACUGGAACAAAAACGAUGGAUUUUAAAAACUCAGCAAGCUAUAAAGUCUUACUUGGUAAACAGUGGACUAUAUGGUACUUCUACUCCAAGCACCCCUAGGCAAAAAAAUACAUUUAAGACGUCAAAUAAUGAAACUAUAAAUCUUAACACAUAA
Messenger RNA from Cryptosporidium muris RN66, 4302 nucleotides. Its product is annotated as TBC domain-containing protein. NCBI's taxonomy places the organism in Eukaryota, Apicomplexa, Conoidasida, Eucoccidiorida, Cryptosporidiidae. Bases 1 to 4302 code for a protein of 1433 amino acids. The transcript has a single exon. The record is from RefSeq and is a predicted model, not a curated record.